AUGGGCAGGGAACAGGAGCUUGUACGCAUUCGAGCCGAGAAGUGUUGGUUUCACGAAAGGGGUCAGGUUCCAUGUCUACGUGAUUUUUCCUGUGUUAUUACUUUCAAUAAUAUAAUGUAAAUUUCGAUUUUAAUGUCACACAUCCCAGUGUCUUAAGAUUAUUUAUAUGGAGAUCGUGGAGCGCUAGAAGAUGCUGGGAGACGAUCCACCGUACCUAUCAGUGGGUACGGAGGUUAGUGCUAAAUACAAGGGUGCCUUCUGUGAAGCAAAAAUUCGAAAAGUAGUAAGAUCAGUAAAAUGCAGAGUGACUUAUAAACAAGGUUUGGGUACAGCAACAGUAGCUGAUGAUCAGAUAAAAGGAACUUUAAGAGUAGGUGCAGCUGUUGAAGCUAAACAUGGAGAUAGAAAAGAAUAUGUGGAAGCUACUAUUACUAAAAUUCAAGACUGCAGUCAAUAUACUGUAGUUUUUGAUGAUGGAGAUAUUACAACAUUAAGAAGAACUGCACUUUGUCUAAAAAGUGGACGACAUUUUGCAGAAAGCGAAACUUUGGACCAACUUCCUUUGACACAUCCAGAGCAUUUUGGCAAUCCAGUAAUUGGAGGUAGAAGAGGACGGCGCUCUAGACAAGCACAAGAUGAAAGUAGUGAUGAUGAAGAUAGCCCUCCACGAGGAACUCGUGAUUCAGGUUCUAGUGGAACUGGAAAAGAAGGAAUGGAAACAGAACCUGAAAUUGGACGAGUUGUAUGUGUGGAACUUGGGGACAAAAAAAAGAAAGAUAAUUGGUUUCCUGGAUUGGUAGUUGCACCUACUGCUCAAGAUACAGUGAGAAUUAGAGUAAGAGAUGACUAUCUUGUGCGCUCAUUUAAGGAUGCACGAUAUUAUACAGUUCCGAAGAAAGAAGCCACUGAAUUUACAAAAGAACUUGUCAACAAAGUUGAAAAUAGCACAUUGAAGGUUGCAGUAGAAAAGGCAUUGCUAUUUUUAGAAAAGAAUGAAUUACCUCCUCAUUGGGAUAGAGAUUCUCUUUUUGGGCAUUCUGUAUCAAGUGGAAACAGUGAUUCAGAUGGAGAACUUGAUUCUGAUAGUUCUGAUGAUGAACCACGUGAAGAAAAAGAUCAUUUUGUAGCACAAUUAUAUAAAUUUAUGGAUGAUCGAGGAACACCUAUUAACAAUUGCCCAAUGAUUGGUUCUGAAGAUAUAGAUUUAUAUAGAUUAUUUCGUGCCGUUUAUAAAUUAGGAGGUUACAAUCGUGUAACAAAUCAAAAUCAAUGGAAAUUGAUAACACGUCGCCUGAGUUUUACAAUGCAAAAUUCACCAUCUACGCACAAUUUGGUUAAACAGGCCUAUAAAAAAUUCUUACACUCUUUUGAAGAUUUUUAUAGAAAAUUAGGUUGUACUAUGGUAAAUCAUCCAAGAGGUACUAUGCGUAAACAACGUCCUGGAAGAAGUUUGAUUAGAGAUAAGGACAGAAAUACACCUGUACCUCCUCAAGUAUCAGUUGCUAAAAAUGAAAAAGAAGAAGAAGAUAAAAAAAUUAUGGAAGAGGAAAAAAAGGAAAAGAAAGAAGCUAAGAAAGAAUCGAUAAAGGAAGAAGAAAUUGUUAAAAUAAAAAAGAAGGAUGAAUUUGAGGAAAGUGGUAGUGGACAAGAAAGUGAUGUAAAUAUUGAGGGUGAAGCUGAAUCGUCCUCCAGUGAAAAAUCUCAAAAAAUUUCAACAUCAUUAUCAUUACCAAAUAGAGGUAAAUCUAAAAAUAAAGAAGACUCAAAGAAAAAAGUAAUAGAAAAAAAGAAAAAUGAAUUUAAAAGACAAGAAAAAAAAGAUGAUAAAAUAAAAGAAGAAGAUGCUACUAAAACAAGAUCAAAAUCUAAGGACGAUAAUAUAAAAGGUAAAACGCCUUCUGAAAAUAGAGAAACACGAACUCCAUCAAGAGAAUCAGAAAGAAAAACUUUAUCUAAACAAAGACGAUUAAUAGAUGAAGAUUUAAAAAGACGAGGAAGAAAACGAAAAGAAUAUGAAGUAGAAAAAUCACGUACAGAUGAACAGUUAACGGAUUCAGCUCCUUGUUACAAAGGGCCUGUAGAAUUAGGAGAUAGAUUGAAAGUUUAUUAUGGACCUACUCAUGAAUCUAAAGUUACUUAUGAAGCAAAGAUUAUUGACAUGGAGAAAGAUGGUACAGAACCAAUGUAUUUAGUACAUUAUACUGGAUGGAAUACAAGAUAUGAUGAAUGGAUUAAACCAUCAAGAAUAGCACAGAAUUUUACACAAGCUCAAGGAAGAGUAAAACGAAUUAAAGCUACUUCAAGACCUCAAACUCCUAGUACGAAUUUAUCAAAUAAUAUAAAUAAAUCAUCAAAAAUGAUUUCUAAUGCUAAUUCAAAUACAUCUCAAAAUCGACGUCGAGCACAAAGUGUUGCACCUACAUCAAUUAUUUCAUCUUCAACAAAAGAAGUCAAAAGAGAAGAUAAAGAUAAAGAAAUAUCUCAACCAGUUAGAUCUACAACUCCAUUGUCUGUUAUAAGUUCUAGCUCUAGAACUAAAAGUCCAGCAACACCAGCGAAUAAUCGUCAGACACGAACAAGAAAUAAUGAUAUAUCCAAUAUAGAACAUCGAAGACGAACUAGAAGAACUUCUGGACAUGCAGAUAUAGUUCCAUCGGAAACUGAAGAAAGUGAAACAUAUGAUUCAGAUACUACAGAAUCUGAACAAAUAAGAACUAAAUCUAAGACUACGGAGGAAAGAAAACGUAGAGAAGCAAGAUAUAGAGUAGAAGAUAGAAUAAAACCUGAGGAAACUAGCGAGGGUGAAGAAGAUAAAGAUAAUUUGGAAGAACCGCGUAGAGGUAGACGUUUAAGAAGAACAAUUAGUAAAUCGCAAGGUAUAAAAUCUGAACCAGAUAGUGACGAAGAACAACCAAAAGGUCGAGAUUUUGAUUUAAAUCAAAUACGAUCUGAAUUAAAAGGUUUUGAUAAAGCAGUGAAAUUAGAACUUGUUAGAGUUGAACCAGAUCCAGAAGAUGAAAUAAAAAUAGAAGAAAAAGAGAAUGUUGUUUUAGUUUCACCAAAAUCGGAAAAAAAUUUAGAAUCAUCAAAAUUAGAAACAAUGUCUGAAUCUAAAAUAAUAGAUAAUACAGAAGAUAUAUAUGAAUUUAAAGAACCAGAACCAUUUGAAUUUGAAGUACGAAAUAAACGAGAUACGAGUGGAGAAAAAGAUAAAAUAAAAAAGAGAGUAUUUGAGGAUGAGCCAAAAAGUCCUAAGAAAAAACAAAAAAUAGUAUCACCAGUUAUAAAAGAAGCUAAAUCAGAAAUAGAUAUUGAUUCACGAAAAAAAGUGAAAAAAUUGUUUAGUAAAAGAGUUGAUGAUAUUACAGAUUUAACUUCUCAUAAAUUACAAUCCACAUCAUUAACAACAUGUGAAGAAGCAUUUGAUAAACUUUGUGAGUCACCACCAUUUAAUCAAGUAAAAUCUAUACCUAUCAUUGAGGAAACAAAUAAAAUAAGUAAUGGUAUAGAUCUUUUAUUUAGUGAUUUACCUGGAGAUGAUGAUGCUACCCAUGAUGAUUCAGAAGAUCGUUUAAUAAUAUCAGAAGCAGAAGUUUCAGAAGCAGAACAAGAAAACUUAUUUACAUAUCAACAAGAAAUGUUCUCUUCUAAUGAUGCAAAUGAUUCAAUAGAAUUAAAUAAAGAAGAUUCAAAUUUACAAAUUGAAUCAAUAAGAGAAGAUACAACAUUAGCAAUUUCAAAUAAAUCUGAUAUUCUUGUUGAACCAAAGGAAAUGAUUAAAUCUCCAUUACAUACACAAUCUCCAGAAUUAAAAUCAUUGGAAUCAAAAUUAUUAGAUAUAACACCUGUUUCAUCUCCAAUUGUAACAAUUCCAGCACCAAUUAGUGCAAGAUUACCAGCUACAUCUACAAUAGAAGAAAAACUUUCAGCUGCAAUGGCUUUUCGUAAUAAAACUAAAGAUAUCAAAAAAGAAGAAGAAAUUACCGAAGUUGUAUGGAAAUCUUCAAAAGAAAUUUGUAAAAAGUUAGAUAUUGCAAUUAUACAAAAAAAUAAAGAAGAUCAACAUGGAUCUAAAAUUGAAAGUGAAAAUAAAAAACAAGAAGAUGAAGAUAUUAUAAUUAAUAAUGAAAAUCAAUGUAAAGAAAUAAUGUGUGUGGUAAUUAAACAAGAAGAGGAGGAACUUCAACAAUUUAAACUAAAAAAAGAAAUAGAAAUAAAAAAAUUUGUUGAAACUAAAAUAGAACAUAAAAAAAUACAAGAAGAAGAAGAAUGGAAAUGUAUAGAAAAUGAUAAAUCUAAAAAAAUAGAAGAUGAAUUUAAAGAGCAUGAUUUUAACAAAGAAAAAGAAAAAGAAAAGCAUAAAAAAAUAAUUAGUCAAGAUGUGGUAGAUUCUGCAGAUAGUAGUGAUUCUGAACAGAGACUAAUAAUUGAUAAUGAGGAAUCACAAGAUGUAAAAACUUCAUCAAAUUUUGAUAUUAAAUUAAGAGCAGAAUUAGAUAGACUUCAAGAUACACAAGAAAGAUAUUCACAAUUACAAACACAAAAACCUAUGCAAUCAUUGAAACACCAACAACAAGAAUGUGAAUUUAAAAGUGAAAUUAAAGAAAUAUCUAUUACAAAAACAGAUGAAGAAGGAGAGACAAUUAAUUCUUUGCUUUGUGAAGAAGAAAUACCAGGUUCACCAGCACCUAUUACUGAAAAUAUAGAACAAAUAAAUGCUGGUCCAUCUUGUUCACCUCCAAAAGUUGAAACUACAGAAAGUAAUAUAGUACUAAUGGAAAUGCCAUUUGCAAGUGCACCUACAUCUGGUCAAAGUACAACCAGCAGUACUGUUGCUACUCUUAGUAUGGCAUUGCCAAAAACUGUAGAAACAUCUGUUCCAGUUUCUUUAUCUAUACAACAAAAUCCUACUCUUGGUGUGAGGCAACAAUCUCAUCAUCAACAUUUACCUGCACUAAUGUCUGCACAGAGAAGAGAAAGCAAUGAAGCAGCACCUGUAAUGGAUAAUACUCCUCCAACUACACCUGAUUCAAGUAUUUCCAAUAUUUCUGGAUCUCCAAGAGAAGAAAGAAUAGGUGGUUCAUCACCAACUUCGGAGGAUAAUAUGAAACAUAAUCGUGAUAGUUCUGAAGCAGAUAAUGAUAGCGGUGGUAAAGGUCCAGGAUUUAGUGAAGAUGAUACAUUGCCAAAUGUUGAAGGAAAUUCUGCAGAUAGGAUAUUAAAACCACCAGCAAAACGUUCUAUUGAAGAAACACAAUCUCCUAAAAAACGUAAAAGAAAUAGAAAACAUUCAGAAUGUGAUAAAAACACUACUAAAAAAACAGGAAGACAUAGUAAUAGACAUGGUAGACAUGGUGGUGGAAGUGAUAGCGAUGAUACGAGUGAAGGUUCUAAUUUAUGCGGAGUUAAUUCAACUUCAACAAAUCAUACGAAUAUAAGUAGUGUUCCCGAUCUAAGUAAUUAUUCAUCGAGAUCACCUCGACCUACAAAAUAUAAUUUUUAUGUGGAAUUAGAUCCUGAAUUGGAUGGUAGUCAAAGGAUAGCUGUAUUGCAGCAAAAAUUAGCUGAAUUACGUAAAACAUAUAAUGCUGUGAAAGUUGAACUUGCCGCUAUUGAAAGACGCAGAAAAAAGUUAAGAAGGAGAGAACGAGAAGCCAUAAAGGCAGCUAAAGCAGAAAUGCAACAGGCUUGUUCGUGAUGAGCUGCCUUCAAAUAUCCUAAUUUAUUUAAUCUGCGUUAAAGAAACUUUUAUACAACAUAUAAAUAAUAGAAUAGAAUCACUAUAUGGACAUCCUGCAAUUACAGCAGAUUUCAUGACAAUUUUUAUCUACCUAAUAUUAUUUAGGUAAUUUUUUCUCUAUUAAUAUAAAUUGUAGAUAUAGAUAUAAGAUUUAGUAAAGAAAGAACACUUACCAGAAUGAAAAAAUAUAUUCAUAUGUGCUUUGUGUUGUACAUUGUUUUGUCAAGAUCAUAAUGUGACAGUUAAAAAUUUUUAUCCUUUAAUUUGUCAUUUCACCUGCUCAGAUGCAAAGUACAAAUUAUCGAACUUGAUGAUCAUUUCAUCGUUCAUUCUUGUUUUCUAAGAAAAGGCUGAGAAAAAUGUUACCGAUAGUGUGUUAUUGUAAAGACAUCUUGGGAACAAAUAAUUGUCAUAAGCCGUCUGUCAUUUUUGUUUCGAAUAUAGUUUUUAGCACCAUUGGCAGUUGAGCUGUUUUCAAGACGAUAAAAAGAUGUCAACAACCAUCGCAUUCUAGGAUAGAAAAUUUUGUAUAUAUUAGAAUAUAGUAAUGUUAUAGUGAUUCACAAUAUAUAUAUAAUUAGAAUUUUAGCACUCUUAUGAUCGAAAUUUUUUAUUUAAAGAAUAAAAUGUUGCAAUUUAAUAUAAUUUUUAAAGUAAAAAAAAAUGAUCAUAUUCAAAGCAAUGUACGUAAACAAUUUAUGAAUGGAUGAUUGUACAUUGAUAUGCAUGUGAAAUAUAGCACAAUUUUAAUUUCUAAAAGAAAUUACUUUAAUUUAUGUAAAUAAUUUACACAAAUAAAAUAUCAUAUUAUAGUUAUUCUCAAAUAUAAAAUAUUAAGAUUUAUUGUAAUUAAUAUUCGUAUUUCAAAUUAAAUUUCUUGACAAAAGGCAUAAAAUUGGAUUUUUAUGCAAUUGUCAUGAAUGCAGCUCAACAACAUUUAUCAAUUUACAGCCUUUUUGCAUUAUAUUCGAAAAAUUGCUGCCAUUGUGCUUUAAUCAUUAAAUAGGUAUUAGACGUUCAUCGUCAUAUAUAUCGUAAUUGGUCAAAGAUGCAUUUAUAUUUCUAUUUGAGCGUUAAAGUACCUCAGGUACUAAAUUAAAAGAAAAUGAAAAAUUAAAGUUAAGAAACAAGUUGCAGAAAACAAAAUCAAAUAAUUCCCCUGAGUGGAAUUAAAUUUGUACGAAGACAUGUUGGCUGAGAAAAGAAAAAAUGAAAUUUUAUAUAGAUAUAUAUAUAUUAUAUAUUUUUUAUAAAAAAAUCAGUCGCGGACAUGCUUUAUGAUAUCAGACAACAUGAUCAUACAUUGGGGGAAAAAUGAAAGAAAAUUAGGAGUUGGGCUCCAUAAAUCUUUGUACAUAUUUUACAUGGUGUGUGUUAAAGACACUCAUAAGUCAGGUUUUAGUAGUUUAUCGCACACAGGUAUAGCUACGUAUAUUAUUGUAUAAUGGUUUCAGAAAUCUUGCAGUAGCACAUGCUAAAUAUUUGUUUUAAGAAGUCAAGAUGAUGUGUAUCGACACUCAAUCAAAUAAUAAACAGAAUGUAUUUUAACUUCGCGUUAAAAAGAAAAAAAACAGAGAAUGUCUUAUUUAUAUUUCACUGUUUAUUAUUAGAUGAUCUCAUCAGAAAUAUAUAAAAAAUUUUAUU
Apis laboriosa (Himalayan honeybee) is the source of this 7384-nucleotide messenger RNA. RefSeq names its product AT-rich interactive domain-containing protein 4B (gene htk). The coding region runs from base 191 to 5698 and encodes 1835 amino acids. The transcript has 7 exons. The record is from RefSeq and is a predicted model, not a curated record. Gene Ontology annotation, biological process: regulation of transcription by RNA polymerase II. NCBI's taxonomy places the organism in Eukaryota, Metazoa, Arthropoda, Insecta, Hymenoptera, Apidae. Gene Ontology annotation, molecular function: transcription cis-regulatory region binding. Gene Ontology annotation, cellular component: nucleus.